CAGAGCCGGGCGCUGCGGGCAGCAGGGACCGCUCCGCUCCGCUCCGCGCCGCCCCGCGCUGCAGCCAUGGCCCCGGGCUCGCCCGCCGCUCGCCGCCGCGCCGCGCCGCGCCUGCUGGCCGCGCUCCUGGACGGACGGUCCGGAGCGCCGGGGAUAAGUCACUUGGCCAAGGUGACUUCGCAGCCGAGCCCCAGCUCCGAAGUCCCGGCUCCAGCCCCUGCCCUGCCCGCACCGGCGCUCCCGCGGCCAGCUUCUCCUGCGAGCACUGCGGCUUUGCCCCGCUUUGCCCCGCUCCUGCGCUGCCCGGCGGGGACCGCGCUGCCUGCCUGCCCGGCACCGGGGGAUGGCCGCGGGGAGGCCGUGCACUGCUUCAGCGCCAGCACGCCCGCCGACAGGUCAUUGUCCUACAGUUCGUUCCGCACAACGACCGUCCGCAUGUGCUUGUCCCCGGCGCGGGGACCGACCCGCGCUGCAGGGCCGCUGCUUGGAGCAUGAUGCCCGGCCCUGUGGCCAGGGAUGGCCGAGAUCCCCCGCCACAGGGUGCAGGGAGGGGCUGGCAGCCGUUCCCUCCCCGCUGCACACCUGGGGCAGGCUCCAGCCACCCGCAUCAGCCUCACGCCCCCGCUGCGCUCCUGCUCCCGUGGGUCAUCCUCGCGUCAGCCUGGAAGCGAGGGCUGGCUGGGCAGCGCUUGCUGCUGGGGCACUCCCGUGGGAGGCGUUUUAGAGGGCAAAGUUCUUAAGUUAAAGGAUGCUGGAGACACAAAAAAGCACCUUUGCACAUCCUGGCCAUCGCCUUCGCCUUGGAGGUGUCGGUGGGGAAGACCAACACGGUGACGGCUCUGAAUAACUCCAACGUCCUGCUGCCCUGCAGCUUCACCACCUGCAUAGGCUUCACGGACCUGGUCUUCAAAUGAUUUACCACGGCAAGAUAAAGAACAAGGCCUCGGAGCCCGUCCUCGUGUGGCGCAACCCGCGGGUGGAGUUCGUGGGCUCCACCACCAAGAAGGACAACAACAUCUCCAUCGUGCUGAGCAGCGUGGAGUUCAGCGACGCUGGCAAGUACACCUGCCACGUCAAGAACCCCAAGGAGAAGAACGCCCAGCACAACGCCACCAUCUUCCUCACCGUGGUCCAUCAGAUGGUGAAGACGGACAACACCGUGACACUCAUCAUCGUGGGCGUGGUGGGGGGGCUCAUCGGCCUCCUCAUCCUCUUCAUGCUCAUCAAGAGGAUGGUGCUGUUCAUCAUCAAGAAGACACAGGACGGGAAGAAGGAGUGUCUGGUGAGCUCGUCAGGGAACGACAACACCGAGAACGGCCUGGCCGGCUCCAAGGCGGAACAAAAAGCACCACCGAAGGCAUGAACGAAGCAGCGGCGCCCCGCGCCCGCCUCACCCCGCCGCGGGAGCCCGGGCACGGGACGAGCCUUCCCCUUUAGUUUUCUUUCCGAACUGCCAGCGCUUGAGACAUGUUUCUAUUACACACGUGCCUGCAACCUGCACUGCUUCUCCGACAAGGCUGCGGCUGCCGGGGGGACUGGGAGCUUCUCGCGGACUCGGACUGGGAGGCUGCUGGGGCCGAGGGAGCCGCCGGCUCCGCUCUGAGCACAGGCAAGAGGGUGCCGGGCAGGGCGGGGGCAGGGGCCGGGUGGGUGCCGUGCCUGGGGCCGGGUGCUGGGCACCGGGGGUCCGCUGGGUGCUGGCGGUGCUGAGCCGAGGUGGCUGGGAGCUGCUGCUGCAUCCAGAAGGUUUCUGGAGCGGGGCAAGGAUGCUCAGAGCUGGCCGUGCAGGUGGCGAGGCGCAGGAGGCCGGGAGGAAGCAGGGCUGUGAUAAGCACACUGGAGAACCAAAUUGGCCACAGGCCCCUGGCUGUGCCUCAGUGCCUCCCACAGCAGGGCUGGGGAGGUGGCCGUGUCCCAGGGCCGUCCCUGGGGGCAGGGGGGCUUCUCCCCAGGCAGCCAUCCCGGGAGGCUCCCUGGCUUGGUGCUGCUCCCUCCCCUCUCUCUGGAGCUCGGCACUCGGAGCAGCGAUGCUUUUGAUGCUGGUGCCGAGGCUGAGCUCGUUCCGUGGAUGUUUCUGAGUGAGGUUCUGGGGGAAAGCAGCCAAUUGCAUUUCCCUUUCGCCGUGGCAGGGA
This is a messenger RNA of Motacilla alba alba, 2132 nucleotides long. It is a transcript of the gene SCN4B, whose product is annotated as sodium voltage-gated channel beta subunit 4. The transcript has 6 exons. The record is from RefSeq and is a predicted model, not a curated record. Gene Ontology annotation, biological process: regulation of sodium ion transmembrane transporter activity; cardiac muscle cell action potential involved in contraction; regulation of ventricular cardiac muscle cell membrane repolarization. NCBI's taxonomy places the organism in Eukaryota, Metazoa, Chordata, Aves, Passeriformes, Motacillidae. Bases 911 to 1363 code for a protein of 150 amino acids. Gene Ontology annotation, cellular component: voltage-gated sodium channel complex; membrane. Gene Ontology annotation, molecular function: sodium channel regulator activity; transmembrane transporter binding.